Molecule: messenger RNA, 1104 nt
Organism: Phaeoacremonium minimum UCRPA7
Lineage: Eukaryota; Fungi; Ascomycota; Sordariomycetes; Togniniales; Togniniaceae
Product: putative histidinol dehydrogenase protein
Exons: 2
Coding region: 1-1104 (367 amino acids)
Biological process (GO): L-histidine biosynthetic process
Cellular component (GO): cytoplasm
Molecular function (GO): histidinol dehydrogenase activity; NAD binding; metal ion binding
Source: RefSeq, a predicted model, not a curated record
AUGGUAUCUCGUCAUCUCAAAUCCCCUGCCGUGACGGCCACGGCGAGCUUUGCAGCAUCUCAGAAGGUCUCGGAAAUUGUCAAAUCGGUCAUCGAUGACAUUAGGGCCAACGGAGACAAGGCCGUGCGGACAUAUUCGGAGCGAUUUGAUAAGUGGACUCCAGACUCUUUCAAGUUGUCAGACGACCAGAUCCAAGAUGCCAUAUCGAAGGUCUCACCUCAGACUAUCAAGGAUAUUAAGGAGGCUCAACAGAAUGUGCGGACUUUUGCUCAAGCCCAACGUGAGAGUAUUAAGGAUAUCGAGAUCGAAAUUCAACCGGGUGUCUUCUUGGGUCACCGGAAUAACCCAAUCAACACUGCUGGAGCAUAUAUACCGGGUGGGCGGUAUCCCCUGCUUGCAUCAGCUCAUAUGACAAUUCUCACGGCAAAGGUCGCUGGCGUCAAGCAUGUUAUUGCAUGUACGCCUCCUAUCAACGGAGAGAUCCCGAAUGCAACCGUGGCUGCUGCACACUUCGCCGGAGCCGACGAGAUCUUUAUUCUUGGGGGCACGCAAGCGGUCGCCGCUAUGUCUAUUGGCACGGAAACUAUAAAGAAGGUCGAAUUCCUUGCAGGUCCUGGCAACGCCUUCGUAGCAGAAGCGAAACGCCAGCUAUUCGGAGAGAUCGGCAUCGAUCUCCUGGCUGGACCUACGGAGAUUCUUAUUGUCGCAGACGAGCAGGCAGAUCCAUUCACGCUGGCGACCGAUCUACUGUCGCAGGCCGAGCAUGGGCCAGACUCACCUGCGGUUCUUAUCACAAACUCCGAGAAGGUAGGGCAGGAGACGCUGAGGUUUAUCGAGGAGCAGCUGAAGAGUUUGUCUACCGCGCCGGUGGCGGGCACGUCAUGGCGAGAUUUUGGCGAGGUGAUUGUGGCCGACGACAUGGAUGAGGCGUACCGUCUUGCGGAUGACUUUGCGAGCGAGCAUGUCCAGAUCCUUACGAAGAAUCCUCGAGAAGCGCUUGACAAGAUGACGAAUUAUGGCGCCUUGUUUUUGGGAGAGAAGACCUGUGUGUCAUAUGGUGACAAGGUAACGCCCAAUCUUCGACCCGUAGAAAAUUGUUGCUGA